Molecule: messenger RNA, 510 nt
Organism: Helobdella robusta
Lineage: Eukaryota; Metazoa; Annelida; Clitellata; Rhynchobdellida; Glossiphoniidae
Exons: 1
Coding region: 1-510 (169 amino acids)
Source: RefSeq, a predicted model, not a curated record
AUGGCGUCACUCGCUCAGUAUAUAAACGCUGUUAAAGAGCUGGGACUAACUGGUGAAGAGGCCUCUAAAUUCAUCGAUAAACAUAAACAUGAGGAAAGGGAGAGACAGCGAGUGGAUAGGGAGCAUGAAAGCCAGGAAAGGGAACGUGAAAGCCAGGAAAGGGAGAAACAACGAAUGCACGACAUUGAAAUGGCCAGAAUACAGCAACAAAAGAAUGAUAACGGUAAUUGUUUUGAUAAAUUCCAUCAAUUGAGAAGGAUGUUACCUUUUAAUGAGGACACUGAGAGCAUCGAUUCAUAUCUUGCGAGAUUUGAGGAUUUGGCUCGUGCUUGUGAAUUACCAGAACGUGAGUGGGCUAGAAGUCUGUCGGGUCAUUUGAAGGAUAGAGCCGUCAACAUAUGUAUCCAACUGAAUGAACAAGAGAGAAACCAGUAUUCAGCUGUGAAAGAUGCUCUUCUGAGACAGUUUGGAGCAACCGAGGAUGAAUAUAGAAAAAAAAUUCCUGCAUAG